Molecule: messenger RNA, 933 nt
Organism: Aspergillus melleus
Lineage: Eukaryota; Fungi; Ascomycota; Eurotiomycetes; Eurotiales; Aspergillaceae
Product: ketohexokinase
Exons: 6
Coding region: 1-933 (310 amino acids)
Biological process (GO): fructose metabolic process
Molecular function (GO): ketohexokinase activity
Source: RefSeq, a predicted model, not a curated record
AUGUCUUUAGUUGCUGUCGGGGCAUGUUACGUUGAUACAAUUCUAACAACUCCCCAUUAUCCGGAGGAGGAUGACAAACUGCGAGCCUCAAAUAUUUCGCGCCGGCGUGGCGGAAACUGUCCCAACUCUCUUGAAGUCCUCAGGCAACUGACGGAGCAAAGUCCCUCAGUGUCGUUGGACCUCCUUGCUGUGCUACCCGCCAAGUCAUCGAUCGCUUCUCAGCAGAUCCGGUCGGCCUUGGAACCCCAAGUUCGUCUCGACCAUUGCAUCUACCGCGAGGAGUUCAAUGAACCCGCUUCCAGCUACAUCAUCAAAAGCGAAUCGUCCGGUAGCAGGACGAUUGUGAAUUACAAUGAAUUGCCAGAAAUGACGGUUGGCGAAUUUACGCAGGUCGCAAAUGCUUUAGGAUCGAAAGCUGGAUGGUAUCAUUUCGAGGGUCGGAUACCAGAUGUGACUCUCGCCUGCAUACGCUAUCUUCGAGAGUGCCACCCAGCGGUUCGAAUCAGCGUGGAAGUCGAAAAGCCUGGGCGACCGGGUCUGCAGGAACUAGCAGCGGAAGCUGACGCUGUGUUUUAUUCCAAGAGCUGGGCCCAGGGAAACGGUUAUGCAUCAGCCGAUGAAUGCCUACGAAAGCAGUCUCUACUCACACGUAAUGCGUCCUUGCUCUUUUGUACAUGGGGUCAGGGCGGGGCUAUGGCUUUAGAGACGAGCACUGGUAAUCUCCUUCAUAGCCCGGCAUAUUCAGCACCAGGCUUUCAGGUGGUUGAUCCUAUUGGUGCCGGUGAUACGUUCAUAGCUGGUAUGCUGUACGCCUUAAUCUGCCAAGGAGACAAAUGGGAUGUUUUAAAGAAGCUUGAGUUCUCCAACCGAGUGGCAGGGAUGAAGGUUGGCCAAGAGGGUUUUUCUGACCUCGCAAGGGCUUUGAAGGCCUGA